UAUAUCAUUCUCCAUUUGAUGUCACACUGGGUGACUCAGAGCUGUCAGAGCAGUCGCCCACAACAGCGAGAAGUACUUUCAAGUAAGCACUCUCAAAAUAGCUCAUGCGUUAAUUGUUAAUUGGUGUAGGCUCUUCACCCAAAAUGCAGUUUGGACAGGGUUGGAUUGGGGGUGAGAUGAGGUAGUGGAUCAGCGACAGAGGCAGGGAAUGAAUUAGCGGAAUUCCAAUUCUGUAAAAAAGUAAUUGGAUUAAAGUGGUUCUGGUUAAAAUUGGAGGUAUGGACAGCGGUCCGACAUUCGAUCGCAAGUAAACAGCGGUAUCAGAUCUCCUUUACCCUUUUCACUGGAAACAAGGAAACUAGAAACACACAGCCAAUAUGCCAGUUGACCUGAAUGGGUAUUGGAAAAUGACCUCUAAUGACAACUUUGAGGAGUACAUGAAAGCCCUCGAUGUAAAUGUUGCCAUUAGGAAAAUUGCCAACUUGUUGAAGACCGACAAAGACAUCAGUGUUGAUGGUGAUCACAUGGUCAUCAAGACCCUCAGUACCUUUAAGAACUACAACAUGGAUUUCCAUGUUGGCAAGGAGUUUGAGGAGGAUCUGUCAGGGGUGGAUGACCGAAAAUGCAUGACCACUGUCUCAUGGGAGGGGGACAAGCUGGUGUGUGUUCAGAAGGGAGAGAAGGAGGGCCGAGGCUGGACCCAUUGGGUGGAGGGAGAUAGGCUUUAUUUGGAGCUGAGAGUUUGUGGAGUUGUGUGCAAGCAGGCUUUCCAGAAAACCUAAACCAGCACUGGAACAACAGAAUGGCGCACCCGGCCUGAGAGCACAAGACAGACAUAAACAUGACCCGAGCCUGUGACAGAGAACCCCUAUUGUAAUCAUCUGUCUGCCCAUCCAUCCAUUCAUCCUUUCUUCCUUAUUUCCAUCCAUCCUUUUACAUUUAAUUCCAUCAAGACUGUUACCUUGCCCCACUCAAACUAUCCACAACAGGGGUGAUGUGACAAAAAGGAAAACAACUGUUCAUCACUGUACCGCUCUGUCUCAGGGCGGGUGCUCAAUUGAUUAACAUGUUAUAUGUGUGUACGCAUUUGCACUGCAGUAGGUGUGGUAGGCUUUGUGAUUAGUGCCUCAAUCUCUGAUGAUGCACCGGACUGAUAACUAGUGGUGAGCUUGACCACUACCAAGGAAGGUUUCAGUGUAAAGUCAACUAAUAUUUGGGCCAUGAGAGAAGCAGUGAAAUUCAUUCAAACACACAAACUUUGGAUGCUACAUUUUGGGAUGCAUAAAGAAAUAAAAAAUCUGUAUAGAAAAGAGUGAAGUAAAGAAUACACAUAAAUGUAGGAAGAUGCAGUGAUCACGUAACCAGGAAAACUGGAUCUGAAAAAGACAAGACAAUUAGUUGGAUUCAUGAAAUUGAAUGUAAAAAAUGUAAUAAAAAAUUAAAAUCACAGUUUGUCUCUUUGUAUCUAAAAAGUCCACGCUUGUCACGUUCUGACCAUAGUUUGCUUUUUAUGUUUCUAUGUUUUAUGUCUAGGUUGUCUAUUUCUAUGUGUUUGGUCAGGGGGUGAGCUGGGGUGGGCAUUCUAUGUUGUUUUUUCUAUGUUUGUAUUUCUGUGUGUGGCCUGGUAUGGUUCUCAAUCAGAGGCAGCUGUCGAUCGUUGUCUCUGAUUGAGAAUCAUACUUAGGUAGCCGGUUUUCUCACUAUGGGUUGUGGGUAGUUAAUUUCUGUGUCUCACCAUACAGAACUGUUUCGGUUGUUUGUUUUUGUUAUUUUGUUCUGUUGAUUUAUUAAAAAUCUAAUUAUGGACACUUACCACGCUGCACAUUGGUCUGACUUUUCCUACUCCUCCUCAGACGAAGAGGAGAAACAUUACAACGCUUACCUUUCAUCAUCCCGAGGGAUUUUAAAAGUACCCUUUCCCAAUCCUAGCGACA
Molecule: messenger RNA, 1934 nt
Organism: Salvelinus fontinalis (brook trout)
Lineage: Eukaryota; Metazoa; Chordata; Actinopteri; Salmoniformes; Salmonidae
Product: retinol-binding protein 1-like
Exons: 4
Coding region: 378-782 (134 amino acids)
Biological process (GO): fatty acid transport
Cellular component (GO): cytosol; nucleus
Molecular function (GO): fatty acid binding
Source: RefSeq, a predicted model, not a curated record